Papaver somniferum (opium poppy) is the source of this 710-nucleotide messenger RNA. Its product is annotated as ubiquitin carboxyl-terminal hydrolase 12-like. The transcript has 5 exons. Bases 256 to 573 code for a protein of 105 amino acids. NCBI's taxonomy places the organism in Eukaryota, Viridiplantae, Streptophyta, Magnoliopsida, Ranunculales, Papaveraceae. The record is from RefSeq and is a predicted model, not a curated record.
UGUGGGGACACGUUUUGUGAAGGGAAGUGGCAAGCCUAUGAAAUUCUUAGAAAGCUUAAUGAGAUGGCUGGAUUCUCUCCAGAUGAAGAGAUUUAACUUUUUGAGGUAAUAACUUUUGAUAAUGUCACGGAAAGAGUUGCUCGGCAUCUUGGUUUGGAUGACCCAACCAAAAUCAAACUUACUCCUCACCGCUGUUGCUCGCAGCAACCCAUAGCUCCAGCCAUUAAGUACCAUGGUUUUGACCACUUGUCUGAGAUGUUGAUUCACCACAAUCAGAAAUCUGAUAUUUUGUAUUUCGAAGUCUUGGACAUCCCUCCACCACUGUUAGAAGGUUUAAAAACUCUGAAUGUUUCUUUUCAUCAUGCAAAAAAAGAUACUGUCAUUCACCGAAUUAGUCUUCCAAGCAAAAGUACAUUUUCAUUCUUACAGAUUCUAGAGGAGGAGAAGAACUUGGGUACUCGGGAUUGCUUGGUUUAUGUUUAUCACUUCAUAGAAGAUGCAUCUGAGACCCAAAAGUGUUCGGUAGUAAAGACUUUAGUCCCAAUGUCACUACCAAAACCUACCAUAUCUUGAUAUACGAAAACUUAGAUGCAAAGUCUAACCAUAUUCUAGAUCUUAACUGAGCUGCUAAUAACAGACUCAAUUUGUGACCUUUCCAAGAAAAAACCUCCUGACUGAUAGACGCAUUUAUGUGUCUAUUUUGUUCUCAA